Seminavis robusta is the source of this 632-nucleotide messenger RNA. The record is from the annotation of a GenBank genome assembly. NCBI's taxonomy places the organism in Eukaryota, Bacillariophyta, Bacillariophyceae, Naviculales, Naviculaceae.
ACGCACAGUUGCUCUUGGAAAUUCUGCCGGACAAAGGAAGGACGAAACGGAGGCACCGAAAAUCCUUCGGACACACGCAAGAGCUCGCAACUCGACACCCCAACAAAUCUACUUUGUUGCCUGCUGUUGUUGUUUGUUCAGAUACAGUAGAUCACCAUGGGCGGCCAUCACCACAGCCCCGAGGCAAUGCCUCGCAAGGACCAAGAUCUCGAUGCCAUCAAGAAGGCCAAGAUUCCGCUUGGAUACCGAGACACCUGUUCGCAUCUCUUGAUCCAGCUCAACGAAUGUCGCCGUCAAACAUACUUCAAUCCCCAUCAGUGUUCACACCAACGUCACACAUACGAAGAGUGCCAGUACAUUUCCUGGUUGCAGCGAGUAGAAGACAAGAAGGAACAUGUUGCCAAGAUGAAGGCCGCUGCGGCUCUGGAAGGUUAAAAGCGUCAUCGAGGUUUGUUGUUGUUGUCGGCAGCACAAUAGGGUUAGGGUUACCCAUGAGCCCGAACCCCAAUGGCACUGCAGAAACAAUCAAGUAGUCUUCAUGUAGGCUGCUACUUUGUAGCGCAGACUCGACUCUCUAGUAGUAGCUGCAUAGUAGCUAAAACCUAUUAGGUGUAUGUAUCUAUGCGCGCUUG